CGGGAACACCCGCCGAGCGCGGAGGCUCCGCGGGGCACAGGGAUAUCGCGCCGCUGUCCCCGCACACCUGCCCUGCCCAGCACUCGGGAGCGGCGCGGCGGCACGAACCGGGGGCUGCCCGUGAGUCCCACAAGUUGCCGUCGCCCACGGAGGUCGAAGAGCGGGGAGACUUCCCCGGCCAAAUCGCCGCUUUUGGGGCUCGGGGAGAAGGCGGCGCCGGCUGCUGGUCUCUAAGGAAGGGGCUAAAAGGAGUCAGGCGGCCGUGUGUCCAUCCCUGGGCGCCCGGGGUGGUCCAGCCCGCGGAGUGCGGUUGCGUAGCAACGGGGCACGCGCGCGGUGUCUCCGGCCCUGGCGGGGCCGGGAUGCGGGGAUUCACUCUCGGUGUCGGGAUGUAGCCUGAAGCGUUCCUGAAGGGGCGAUAGCCCUGAGGGAGCACCAGGUGUUGCAGUGGUCAGUGCUCACUCGGCAGUGUCCCUGGAGCUGCAGCCUGGGUUCAAUCCCUGGCCUUGGGAACGUGGCAUUGGAAGAACCAGCCUGCUGGUGGGUGUAUCUAUUGGAGGUCCAUUGGGUGUAUCUGGUUGAAGGAAUUCUGCCAACUUCUUGUGGAGAACCAGUUUCAUUCAGUAGUACGUGUGGUAUGCCUCCUGGGACAUCCAGGUGAUCCCCAAAGAAGCAAAAAAUAAUGGAGAAAGUAGCCAGACUAUCAGAGGGGUCCUUUCAAGGAAUCAGACUCCCCCCUACUCCUCCUGACAAGGUAAGCUCCAGGUCCAUCUCACAUGUCCAGUGUUGUCACACUAAUAAAGAUUCCCAUGGCUCUCUGCUGCCAAGAUGUCCAAUGACAUACCUUCCUGUUUGCACAUGGAACCCAGGUCCUCUUUGUGCACCCUUGAUAUCCUCAGCAAAGAGUAAUUUCAUUGAUUCAUCCCCAGAGGUGUCCAGUUUAGUCAGGGGGGCUCGUGUGUUGGCAAGGAGAGAAACUGAUGGCUAUUACUACCUGGGCCACAUUGCCCAAGAGGUGAAGGGCUCCAGGGAACGCUUUGUAAUUGAGUUUGACAAAAGUCGUGCUCGAAAAGGCAAGGCACAGCUCCGCCUGCAGGAAACGCCUCUCUACGACAUUCUCCACUACGAGGAUGCCAGGAGACGGCGUCUCGCUCCGGGAGACAGGGUCUUGGCACCGUGGGAGGCUAGAGCUGAACGUUUUGGCCCCGGCACUGUGCUGAAGGUUGUGGAGAGCAAGGAGGCACAUUUAGCACACAACAGAAGUGGAGUGCUUGUGAAUUUCUGGAAUGGGCAGACCAAGGAGGUGUCUUCUGACCAAGCUCUGCAGAUUCCUCUGCCCUUAAGUGAACGCAUCAUCCUAGAACUGCAGAUGCCUUUAGCAGCCAGGCAGAUGGUGGUAGAUUCAAGCUUACAUUACCCAUACAUUGUGACACCGGGUUAUAGAGCCUCAGGCCACUACAGACUGGGUCACUCAGACCUGGACUGCUGGCCAGGGGGUCUGUACUCAGCUCAUCUGUGUGCUAAGUGCAGCUGGGAGUGUACCUCGCUCCCCCGGUGCUGCCUGGCAGCCUGGGAACCCACACGGCCUGUAGGGUGCAAAGUGCAGCAGGAAAAUGCCUUCACCCCAGGAACAGGCUUGGCUGAAGAAGUACCCAGCAAGAAAAUAGAAGAGGAACUGUCUGAAUUGAGAAUUACAUCUUCAGAAAGUGUUUCCAGAGAGGAAAAGAAAAAGGAAGAGACGAGAUUAGAGACAGAAAAUGUUCCAAAAGAUGUUUGGUCUUGUUUGGAAGAGGACAAUGAGUUUAUAGAACCUAAGAAGGGUGCUCAGAGGGAGAUGGCUCAUGCUAUGGUUGAUACUGCUGUUAACACAGACAGCUGGUUAAUGGAGACAGAUCACAAGGAGGAACCAGAGAGCAGGCAGCAGGAUGCUGAAACUGAAGCUAAUUUUAGACAUGAGCAUGGUCUUUUUGAGUCCAGAGUGGCAGAAGCUCCAGUCCAGAAUUCCCUAAGGAGCCCUUCCCUGGGAACCAGUGCUUUGGUUCCUUUCAGGCGCCAAAGCUUCUUUGACCAAGUGAAUCAAUCGCUAGAGAAAGACAGCCUGACCAUCAGAUCAGCUCUACGUGUACAGAGACCACACAGUACCACCAAUGUGCUGGCUAGGAGAUCCACAAAACUUCUAAACCUUCUAAAACACAAAAGCAUUACAAAAUCAAUCCUUAAUGGUGCAUCUCAGGAGAGAUGGAAAGAGAUGGGCUUCGACAGAGCCAAGACUGAGCACAAAAGGAGGAAAGAGGAACAGAGGCAGCUGAAGAGGGAGCAGCAGCAAGAGGCAGAUGGCAUCCAGCACCAGCUGCACAGGGACAAUCAGAGGCAACAGUUGCGUCAGAGAACACUGCAAGGGCUGGAGAAACAGCUGGAGCACAAAGAGAGAGCUUUGCAGCACAUGGCACUGCUCCAGGCUGCUGGGGCUGAGAGGAGCAGGAAGGAAUCCUCCUUUCAAGAGGAGGGGAAGAGGAAGGCAAGUCAGAGGCUUCAGCUCUUAAAGACACAGAGUUCACAGAGAGAGGAGUUGCAGGCAGAAUGCAAUGAAAGGAGCUUUGAACAAGAGAAAGAAAGGCUGGAGUUUCUGAGGAGUUUCUGCAGUCAGGGCAGGAAAUGUUGGAACAAGAACCACAGGAGCAGGACAAGCAACAAAACCAGCACCAGGCUGCCAAAGUGAGAGUGUUCCAGAGCGGAGACCGGAGAUCGGAAGAUGGAAAAAGAAGACCAAAAAAUCCGUGACCUCCAGCAGCACCUCAGAGAACAGUCCCUUUUGCUGCUUUGGGCAUCCCUGCUAGUGUAAGGAAGCUGCAGAGUAGGGGAGAGGCCCUCGAGCAGUUCACACACCUGGUCUUUGUCUUGUAGGUGUGACUCAGUGUGCUACAGUUGUGACAAGUGGAAUUACAAUUCCCAGAGAGGUCUUUAAUCUCCCUUUCAUUGCAGCCAGAGUGCAUGUCCACUGCUCUGUGCUUUACAUGCCUUUCUUUCUGGAGUUACUAUUCUGGUUCACCAGCCUGGGCUUCAGGUAAGUACAGAUCUUCUACUGUCAAGGUGUAGGUACUGCUUGAGAUGUGUUGGCCACUCCUUUAGAGGAGGAAUGACUUUUAGAAGCCCAAAAUAGAAAGUGGUGUGGGGGUUUUUGUUUGGUUGGUUUUUGUUUGGUUUUUUUAAUGACAAGCUCCCCUUUCUAGGCACUGUGAUGACAAAAAGGUCUGAUCUGUGAAAUAACUGUCUUUGGAGAGUCACCAAACCCAACGGUGGGCUUGGGUUUCUGUUUGGCCUCCAGUCUCACUGGCAGGCUGGCAGUCCCCAAAGCGGGUCAGAAAGAUGCUCGGAUACCUUUUCAGGUAGGGCCCUUGCUUACAAUAACCACACCUUUUGCUCUUUGUGAAUAAAUGAGGAGAAUGUUACAAAGACAGAUGAACUGGUAAAUUGAUGGUUAACAAAAUACAGUGGCUGUGUCACUGGCUAUUAUCAGCUCUGGGUAACCAGAAACGUACCUGUUCCUUUCAGAUGGGUAUUUAGGGAAGGAGGAUGGACGUGGCACAGUUUAUUUGCUGGAACACUAAGGGCUAUGUGGAAGUAUGUUCUUAUCUUACACAGAAUUAUGCUAAAAUAAAUACAAUAUGUGUGA
This is a messenger RNA of Pseudopipra pipra, 3673 nucleotides long. RefSeq lists its product as uncharacterized. The record is from RefSeq and is a predicted model, not a curated record. NCBI's taxonomy places the organism in Eukaryota, Metazoa, Chordata, Aves, Passeriformes, Pipridae. The transcript has 11 exons. Bases 683 to 2719 code for a protein of 678 amino acids.